CAGGGUGGAGCUUAGUAGGUCUGAGAAAAUUAUUUUUUUAAAUAUUUAAAACUCUAUGAAAUAUAUUUAGAUGUUUUGAAUAACAAGAUAUGAGUUUUAUGCAGCCCUGCACAUCAACAGGAAUCAACUUAUAUUUGGAUUUCACCCGUCCUUUUAAUGAUUUUAACCAUAGUUCACAUGACCAAGAAAUCAGGUAACAACUAUUGUCGAAGACUGUUCUCACAAUUUUCUUGUAAAAUUACCUGAUAUCAAUAAUAUGGCACAAUGUCAAUUCGUUUGCCUGUCCAGUGACAGAUGCAUCACAUAUCUGAAAGCAAUAUUUACUCAUGCGAGUGUCCUUUUGUAUCUAGUGAAUGUAGAAGAACUAAUAAAAUACUUACUAAUCCACGUUGAAGGAAACAGAUGAAAUAAGCCUACUGAAAACAAAGGGGAAAAGGUAUAACAUACUCUCUUGAAGAUAUCAUUUUGAUGUAAUAUCUUCCCACCAAUACAAUAGCUUAAGUACCUCUUUUCAAAUCAAAUCAUGCCAUGCAUAUUGAAAUGCUUUUUUGUUUAUUAUAAUACCGGUACUUUGUUUCAUUUAAACUAUAGCAAAAAUUGAGACAAGACUUGGUGAAUGAUUAAGUUCAAUACUGAGAUGCAGAUUCAUCUGAUAUUUUCUGUGAUUUAUAAAGGUGUUUAUGUUGGUAAAGAUGUUGGUAAAGACAAUAAUUGCAUCACAUCGUGGAUUUCACUUUGGUGUGAACUGAUAAAUUAUCUUGGCACAGAUCCAGACGCUGAGUAUUGAGGAUGUUUCCAUGACUCCACGGAGACUACACUCCAUUCUCUCGCUACCACGCCUCCAGUCACUCACCUUGGGGGGUAUCAGACGAGUUGACAUGGACGAUGGAGAAAUCGAGACACUGACUCGUCAAACAUCCUCAGUAGAAGAGCUUUCUGUGGAUGGUAAGGAUGUGAUCAGCCUGUGGAAUCUUGGACUUCAUACAUCAUGUCCCCGAGUGAAAAAACUCGAACUGAACUACCCGCAAGAGGAGAAUGUCUCAUCAGGAAUCAUCUCAAUGGCCUGCUCUCCAUUCCAUCAUCUAACUCAACUUCAUAUCACGGGAAAAACCACACUAAAUGAUCCUGUGUCAUUUUGUGAUGCGGUUAAAACAUCAUGUCCUCUACUCACCAAUCUGUGCCUUUGGCUCAUUGCACUGAACAACGAUAAGGCAACCGAGAUCAUCCAACUAAUGAAGACUCAUCCACACCUGACAAGCAUAUGGUUGUAUCAGUGUUUUACCAAUGCGGAUCUGGAUCCACUGAUUUCUGAGGUGAACAGUGAAGGCAAGGUGACUGUCACCGUGACGCAUGGUCCGGAAAUUGAUGAAUGGUGA
Molecule: messenger RNA, 1376 nt
Organism: Strongylocentrotus purpuratus (purple sea urchin)
Lineage: Eukaryota; Metazoa; Echinodermata; Echinoidea; Camarodonta; Strongylocentrotidae
Exons: 4
Coding region: 798-1376 (192 amino acids)
Source: RefSeq, a predicted model, not a curated record